This is a messenger RNA of Postia placenta MAD-698-R-SB12, 781 nucleotides long. RefSeq lists its product as hypothetical. NCBI's taxonomy places the organism in Eukaryota, Fungi, Basidiomycota, Agaricomycetes, Polyporales, Adustoporiaceae. Gene Ontology annotation, biological process: spliceosomal complex assembly. Gene Ontology annotation, cellular component: U2 snRNP; nucleus; U2-type prespliceosome. The transcript has 5 exons. Gene Ontology annotation, molecular function: zinc ion binding; nucleic acid binding. Bases 47 to 709 code for a protein of 220 amino acids. The record is from RefSeq and is a predicted model, not a curated record.
CGAGCUUUCAGUCAACUUUCCUUCAAGUUUGACCACCAGGGAUACUAUGGACUACCAGAAUCGAGUUGGUUCUAAGUUCGGAGGCGGUGGUGUUGCGGGUGCGUCCGAGACGAACGUAGAUCGACGUGAACGUCUCAGAAAACUUGCACUUGAGACCAUUGACCUUGCCAAGGAUCCCUACAUCCUCCGCAACCACUUGGGCUCCUUGGAAUGUCGACUAUGUCUCACACUCCACACCAACGAGGGCUCGUACCUCGCGCACACACAAGGGAAGAAACAUCAGACCAACCUUGCCCGUCGUGCCGCGCGCGACCUCAAAGAGACGCAGCUCAUGAUUGCACCCGCACAAAACACAGUCCAGCGAAAGGUCUUCUUGAAAAUUGGCCGUCCUGGUUAUCGUGUUACAAAGGUUCGCGAUAGGGAUACUGGCAAAGAAGGCAUGAUGGUCCAGGUCCACCUGCCGCAAAUCAAAGCAGACGUAAUUCCUCGAAGACGUUUUAUGAGCGCCUGGGAGCAAAAACGUGAGCCGCCAAACAAGGCGUACCAAUACCUUAUCGUUGCUGCCGAGCCCUACGAAACCAUUGCUUUUCGUAUCCCUGCACGCGAAAUAGAAGACGAGUCGGAUGAUGCUGGAUAUUGGAAUUGGUCUCAUUGGGACCCUGACACCAAGCAGUACAGUUUCCAGUUCAUGUUCCGCCUCCACUACUGAUGUCUGAUUUGUACUCUAUGUGUAUGGACUUGUAUGCUGAGUGGCAUUGGCGCUACCCAAGCCGUAGCCUCA